AUGCCAUAUUAUGUAGAGAUAACAAAUAAUUUUCCAGGUGGAUUAUAUCAAUAUGUUCGUUUUAUAUCAUUAUAUGAUGAAUAUUCUUUUGAACAUGAAUUUUUUAUUAAAAUUUCUCAAUCAUUUCCAUUUAUGGAAAAAUUAUCUUUAAUUAAUUAUCAAUCACAAAAACAUAAACAAUCUUAUAAAUCAAUAAAUGAUAAUUAUAAUUCAACAAUUGUUAAAUAUAAUUAUCUUGUUACACUUCAUAUUGGAGAAGUUCAUGAUGAUUAUAUAGAAGAAUUUUUAUACAACACAAAAACAUAUUUUCAUAGUAAUAUUGGGAUUUAUAUCAAGUACAAAUCAUUAGAAAGAGUAACACAUAAUUUUACAAGAGAUGUUUUACGAAUUAAUUGUGCUAAAAUAAGUGAAAUCUUUUUCUAUGGAGAAAAAAUUUAUUGUAAAUCUUUACGAGAUUAUUUUCCUUGUGCAAUAAUACAUUAA
Messenger RNA from Adineta steineri, 483 nucleotides. The record is from the annotation of a GenBank genome assembly. Lineage: Eukaryota; Metazoa; Rotifera; Eurotatoria; Adinetida; Adinetidae.